Messenger RNA from Paramecium sonneborni, 695 nucleotides. Lineage: Eukaryota; Ciliophora; Oligohymenophorea; Peniculida; Parameciidae. The record is from the annotation of a GenBank genome assembly.
AUGAAUGAAACAUUGAAACUAGUUCUAGUAGGUUAAAUAGGAGCAGGAAAAACAAGUCUCUUGUAAUCUCAUAGACAACAAGAGUUCAUAAGUCAUAAUGUAUCAACUAUUGCAGUUGACUUUUAAGGUUUUAAAAAUGUAUUGAUUAAUGGGAAACUUUUUGAUAUUUCGAUUUGGGAUACAGCUGGUUAAGAAAAGUUUAGAUCAAUUACAAGGAUGUCUUUAUAAGUAUAAAAAAAUGAAUAAAUAUAAUUAGAAUGCUAAUGUUUCAAUUCUUUGUUUUGAUUUGAGUGAUCCUGAUUCAUUUAGACAUAUUUAAGGUUGGUUAGAUUUUCUUUAGGUUAAUUGUUAGCCUGAUAUGGGAAUUAUUAUUGUAGGAACUAAAAUGGAUCUACCAACUUUUUAUAAUAAGGAAGAUCUAUAAAAAUUUCUUUAGACAUUAAAUACAUAAUAGUAAUUAAAAUUAUUUCUUACAUCUGCCAAGACAAAGGAAGGAGUUUAAGAUACUUUCUAAUAUGCUUAUGAAUUAGGAGCAAAUAUAAAAAUAAAAGCUUUAAAAAUGAAUAAAUCAACUUUGUUAGUUCCACCUGGUGAACCAAGUACUUAGACACAUAAAAAAUCUACAAAUAAAUAUUUUAAUAGUUGUUAUUGUUGUUGAUGUUAAAAAGCAUUGAUUAAAUAUAUUUAUUAUCGAU